Thalassophryne amazonica is the source of this 859-nucleotide messenger RNA. It is a transcript of the gene tusc2a, whose product is annotated as tumor suppressor 2, mitochondrial calcium regulator a. Gene Ontology annotation, biological process: inflammatory response; regulation of mitochondrial membrane potential. Gene Ontology annotation, cellular component: mitochondrion. The coding region runs from base 178 to 513 and encodes 111 amino acids. The transcript has 4 exons. The record is from RefSeq and is a predicted model, not a curated record. Lineage: Eukaryota; Metazoa; Chordata; Actinopteri; Batrachoidiformes; Batrachoididae.
AGCGCCCCCUGCUGUCUGAAAGAUUACCUGGUCACCUGUGUUAAAAUCUGAAUGGCUUAUGCUCGCAAUAAAAGUCAAUAUUAGCGGGUGCCUGACGAGUUAUCUGCUUAGGAUAAGUGUGUCUGGCUUCAAACUGGAGUGGAAGCUUUAAGGAGAGACUAUGCCUUAUUUCUGAGAAUGGGUGGAAGUGGAUCCAAGUCCAGAGGUGUCUGGCCUUUCUCAGGCAGUGGAGCUGGGGGCGAUUCUGCCAGCGAGGGGAACGAACAAUCCCUGGCACGUCUUAAAGGCUGUAGGAAUGCAACACCGUUUGUUUUCACCAGGAGGAGUUCUAUGUAUUAUGAUGAGGAUGGCGACCUUGCCCACGAAUUCUAUGAAGAGACGGUGGUGACAAAAAAUGGCAGGAAAAAGUCCAAACUGAAAAGGAUCCAGAAAAAUCUUAUUCCACAGGGAAUCAUCAAGCUCGACCAUCCCUGUAUUCAUGUAGAUUUUCCCAUUGUUCUCUGUGAGGUGUGAAACAUUUCACAGGAUCAGCCUACGAUGGAGCACCGCCACAGGUACACGUGUCAGAAAACAGUGGGGAGUGAGUCUUGUUUCAAUCACAACAUCACAGCUGCUACUGGAACUGUGACCUGGAGACAUUAAGGACAAGUCAGACUGGCAUUUUAAAAGGAUGUUUUGAGUGAAAUGAGCCACACCAGUGAAGGCGACUGCUUAUGCAAUGAGCGUCAGAGGUUGAUCUGUUGAAGCAGGUACAGGUGUCAUUCCCACUACCCAGCAGUUUUGGUAUGUAAGCAGCCAGAGAAUACAUCAAAUGAAGCUAUAUUUCUCCUGAACUUUGCAAGUAAUAAUGUUCAUGUGA